Molecule: messenger RNA, 468 nt
Organism: Herpailurus yagouaroundi (jaguarundi)
Lineage: Eukaryota; Metazoa; Chordata; Mammalia; Carnivora; Felidae
Product: small nuclear ribonucleoprotein G-like
Exons: 1
Coding region: 114-308 (64 amino acids)
Biological process (GO): mRNA splicing, via spliceosome
Cellular component (GO): precatalytic spliceosome; U4 snRNP; P granule
Molecular function (GO): RNA binding
Source: RefSeq, a predicted model, not a curated record
UAUUUAAUAUCAGUGAACUGUACGCUUAAAAAUGGUUAAAAUGGAAGGCAUCUUUGAGCUUACCAAUUAAACAUCAUGAGCAAAGCUCACCCUCCCAAAUUAAAAAAAGAAUUAUGGACAAGAAGUUAUCGUUGAAAUUAAAUGGUGGCAGAUAUGUCCAAGGAAUGCUGCAGGGAUUUGAUCCCUAUAAGAAUCUUGUAAUAGAUAAAUGUGUGCAGAUGAUAACUAGCAGGCAACAGAACAAUACUGGAAUGGUGGUAAUAGGAGGGAACAGUAUAAUCAUAUUAGAAGUCUUGGAACGAGUAUAAACAAAGGCUGUGUUCACCAGAGAAAUCAACUGCUUCCACUUAUCCCCUCUCCAAAGGAUCCAUUUUACUAUAAUAGAAAAACUGGGUCAUGUACAUUUUCAUAUUGAAAUUCUUUGUUAAAUAAACUUUUGUGAUAGUCAAAAACAGUUGACAUGGCAAA